This is a messenger RNA of Hemibagrus wyckioides, 11942 nucleotides long. RefSeq names its product receptor-type tyrosine-protein phosphatase beta-like. Gene Ontology annotation, molecular function: cadherin binding; protein tyrosine phosphatase activity. Bases 85 to 8895 code for a protein of 2936 amino acids. The record is from RefSeq and is a predicted model, not a curated record. The transcript has 33 exons. Gene Ontology annotation, biological process: protein dephosphorylation; angiogenesis. NCBI's taxonomy places the organism in Eukaryota, Metazoa, Chordata, Actinopteri, Siluriformes, Bagridae.
GUAGAAUAGUAGGAAGCACAGCUCUCUGACUUCUUUCCUCCUCACAGCACUUUUCCUCCUUCAUUUGUCCGGUGAACCGUGAACAUGGACGCAUACUUACCCACAUUCUUAUUACUGCUGCUGAACUUUUCCACAUACAGCGGGUUCCUGAUCAGACAUACAAGUAAAGGUGUGUGUCUGACAGUUCAAGGUGAAAAAAAUGUGGUUCUGAACAGUUGUGAUGUGAAGAACCCAUCUCAGGACUGGUACUGGACAGAAGACAGGAAGUUGAAACAUACUCAAUCUGCCAUGUGUUUAUGGGGGAACACCAAUUUGGAUGUGCCUUCUCAUGCCCGCCUGGUUAAAACAUGCCCCUGUAACUCUGCUCCUGCAUGGAAGUGUUAUGAUGAGUUCGGGACCUUUGGGCUGGAGAUGUUGCCUCUAUACCUGAAAAAACAGGGUGGUCGGGCAGUGGUCCGAUCUGAACCCAAACACUCCAACUGGACCCAGUACACGGAGCGCAAAUUGGAGCUGACACACCUCUGCUCCCAUACAGGUUCUUCAACAGCUGUUAAAAGCACAGGAGUGAUAACAACAGUGAAGAUCCCUGUUACAUCCAACAGCUUUGUUAGAACCAGAACCAAAAGGACUGGGACCACUGGUACCCUUAAUAAAGACAAACUGACCCAAACAAUUGAAUCGGGACUUCUUAACACAAAGAAACAGGAAGCCCUUUCUGUCACAGAGUUCACUUCUGAAACGAAAAAUGUGAUGAGUAAUAUUACGGCUGUGUCAGAUUUCCGACAGGACACACAUGAGAGCACGGCGACAGUCUCAGAGUUUACUGUUAAUCCCACUGAAAGGCACAAUAUGGUGACAUCACCUCCUGCAAAACAUGAAACCACACGCAUCACAUCUCCAACUGCAUCGAACUCAACCAACUCCUCCUCCAACUUUUCCUCCUCCACUGCUUCUGUCUUCUCAACAUCAAUAACUAACAAUUCAGCACAAAUGUUUUCAGCGGCCGAGAUUCAGACUGACAUCAAACCUGUCAAGCACAUGGCAACACAAUCACUUAUCACUGGAACUCGACACUUAGAAACGUCCAUAGUAGCAAUAAGCAAAACUCAGACCCCAAGCAUAAUUACUGCACGCACAACUGUGACCACAACUUCCCCCAAAGUGAACACAACUGCUCCACAAAUGACAUUUUCUGAGACUACAAUUACCCCUAGGGUGACUGAAGCACAGAAUGAAACCACUGUACCAUCUACUGCAGUUCCUACUUCAGCUACAACUAAACACAUAACUGCUGAUACUCAAACAACCAUGACUGCACCUGAACUCCAAACGACUACUACAUUUACAACUGCUCCUGUGGCUACAGCAGCAUCAACCACAACUGGGCAUGUACCUAAAACUAAUUCAAGAACAGUAUCUACACCCAGGCCUGUAAUUAUAACAACUGGAGCAACUGCAACAACUUGGAUUGCUACUGCAGCUACAACUACAACUGCACUUGGAACUGCUGCAACUCCAAAUACAACUACCCAUCUAACUGCUUUAGGUGCAACUAUGACUGUCCCUAUUGAUAUAGCUAGCAGAACAAAUAGACCAGCAACCAAUGCUCCCAGGUCCACCACAAUUACCCCUGCUAAUAAAGCAAGAAGGGUCACUACAGCUGUCCCUGAAAUUUCUGCAGCUCUGAAUACAACUCUUACUGCAAUUGGCACAAUAAAUACAGCUACUGAGGCAAUUACAUCUGUCCCAAUAAUUACAACCUCUGAGGCAACUACAACUGCCCCAAUAGCUACAACUAAUAAAACACUUAUAACUUCCCUAAUAACAACAGCUAAUAAGGCAACUACAUCUGCCCCUGUAACUACAUCUACUGAGUCAACUACAUCUGCCCCUGUAACCACAGCUACUGAGUCAACUACAUUUGCCCCUUUAACAACAGCUACUGAGCCGACUACAUCUGCCCCUGUAACUACAUCUACUGAGUCAACUACAUCUGCCCCUGUAACCACAGCUACUGAGUCAACUACAUUUGCCCCUUUAACAACAGCUACUGAGUCGACUACAUCUGCCCCUGUAACUACAUCUACUGAGUCAACUACAUCUGCCCCUGUAACCACAGCUACUGAGUCAACUACAUUUGCCCCUUUAACAACAGCUACUGAGUCGACUACAUCUGCCCCUGUAACUACAGCUACUGAGCUGUCUACAUCUGCCCCUGUAACCACAGCUACCGAGUCAACUACAUCUUCCUCUUUAACUACAGCUACUGAGUCAUCUACAUCUGCCCCUGUAACUACAGCUACUGAGUCAACUACAUUUGCCCCUUUAACUACAGCUACUGAGCCGGCUACAUCUGCCCCUGUAACCACAGCUACUAAGUCAACUACAUCUUCCUCUUUAACUACAGCUACUGAGCCGACUACACCUGCCCCUGUAACCACAGCUACUGAGUCAACUACAUCUUCCUCUUUAACUACAGCUACUGAGCCGACUACACCUGCCCCUGUAACCACAGCUACUGAGUCAACUACAUCUUCCUCUUUAACUACAGCUACUGAGCCGACUACACCUGCCCCUGUAACCACAGCUACUAAGUCAACUACAUCUUCCUCUUUAACCACAGCUACUGAGUCAACUACAUCUUCCCCUGUAACCACAGCUACUGAGUCAACUACAUCUUCCCCUUUAACUACAGCUACUGAGUCGACUACAUCUGCCCAUCUAACUACAGCUACUGAGUCAACUACAUCUGCCCAUCUAACUACAGCUACUGAGUCAACUACAUCUUCCCCUGUAACCACAGCUACUGAGUCAAUUACAUCUUCCCCUUUAACUACAGCUACUGAGUCGACUACAUCUGCCCAUCUAACUACAGCUACUGAGUCAACUACAUCUUCCCCUUUAACUACAGCUACUGAGUCAACUACAUCUUCCCCUUUAACUACAGCUACUGAGUCAACUACAUCUUCCCCUUUAACUACAGCUACUGAGUCGACUACAUCUGCCCAUCUAACUACAGCUACUGAGUCAACUACAUCUGCCCCUCUAACUACAGCUACUGAGUCAACGACAUCUGCCCCUGUAACAACAAUGACUAGAAUGGCAACUAGAGAAGCAGCUAUACCUGCUGGGAAUACUACUGAACCUCCAAUAACAACUACAACAGCUACCACUGUGAGCUCUACAAAAUUCACCACCUCCACCACCCUUCAGGUUGAAACCACAGAGGAAGCGGUCAGGUGUGUGGUGAACCAAACUGAAGCCAUCAUUAACACAUACUCCGGUGUAAUUAUGUUCAGAUCAGCAGGACCGUUCUGUUUUUUCACUCUGGUCAACCAUGAGACCGGAUCUCAGUUAACCAACUGCUCUCAGAUCCAAACCUACAGCAACAGAUUUACCUGUGAGGUAUCAAAUCUGAAACCUGGCACUGUUUAUCAUUUUGGAAUAAUUUCCCAAACUGAUGGAGAGCAGUUCAACAUUUCACUUCAGACUGCUCCAUCAGCAGUAAGCAGUCUCAGUGUUUCCGCCUCUUACACCAACAUCAGUGUUUCCUGGCAGCCAGGGCCUGGACAAAGAGAGGCAUUCUGGGUAACGUUGAGUCAUGAAGAUGCACUGAUCCGUAACCUGACGUUUAAAAGCACGGUGACAUCAUGCACUCUGGACGGCCUCAGACCAGGGGCACUGUAUACGGUCACUGUGAUAACAGAAGCAUUCAGGAAGCAACAAAAUGUAACAAAAGACAUUCGGACAGUUCCUGCUCCUGUAACCGAGCUAAAACUGGAGAACAACGGCAGUGAGGACUCAUUAAUCACCUCAUGGACUCCUGCAGAAGGAGAAGUGGAUAAAUACCUGAUCUCCUUAACUUCAUCUUCCUCAUCCACUGAAAAGAUCCCACUGGUCCAACUCCUCCCCAACAAAUCCCAUUGGCUCUUCAGGGGUCUGACACCUGGACGGGCCUAUCAGGUGUCAGUGAGGACUAAGAGUGGGGAACUCAGCACUGAAGCUACAGCUGCAGGUAGAACAGUUCCUGCGAGGCCAAUGUGGUGUAGGUUAUUGCCUCUUAGUGACCCUGUAUCUCUUAGGCUGUCCUGGUCCCCAACUGUAGGACAGUGGGAAUAUUACAAUGUGCAGCUACUCAGUGCCUCAUUUGUGAUAAUGAAUCAAAUUGUAGACAGAGCAGCAAAGGAUUUUCUGUUCACCAACAGAACCCUUCUGCCUGGGAGAUUGUACAGUGCCAGGAUCACUGUGUUCAGCGGUUCUUUAAGCAACACGCAGUCCUGCCAAGCAAGAAUUGCCCCUGGCCGUGUUCAGAAGCUUCAUGUCCAUCAUAGUAACGAGUCAUCGGUGUGUGUUCAGUGGCGCUCCCCUCUGGGAGAGUGGGAGAAAUAUUCUGUCUCUCUGACAGAUGUAGGAGGGGGACGAGUGAAGAAAAGACAGACACUAAGCAGAGAUAUAAAUGAGUUCAGCUUUCAUGACCUCACACCUGGAAGAGAGUAUAAUAUCACUGUGGUAACACACAGUGGAGACCUGAACAGCUCCAUCUCCAUCACCACCCAGACCAUUCCAGCUGCUGUCACACAGCUAAAUGUCGAUAAUGAGGGUACAACUGAUUCUCUGCGUGUGAGCUGGACAAAAGCGGAAGGAGAUGUUGACUUGUACCGCAUGCUGCUUAUCCAGAACAGCAUUGUGAUCAGAAAUGAAAGUGUGACAUCACAGCAGACAUCACAUAGCUUCCAUAUGCUGAGGAGUGGUGCCCACUACAGGGUGGUGGUGAUCAGUAUGAAGAACGGUGUGUCCUCCAAACAGAGAGUGUCUGAGGGAUGCACAGUGCCUGCAGCGGUGGGUGGAGUCUCGGUCAGUAACAACGGUCGGACGGAUUUCCUCAGUGUGUGGUGGAGACCUGCCCAGGGGGACUUCGACAAGUACACAGUCACACUCAGUCAUCAUGGCAACAUCAUACACACACAUAUUGUACCUAAGUCCAGCUCUGAGUGUGUGUUCAACUCACUGACGUCUGGCCGCCUGUACAACAUCAGCGUCAACACACACAGUGGGGUGUACACUAACCGCACAAUGGUGCAGGAGAGAACACAGCCAUCUCCCGUGCUGACUCCGUGUGUUACACACAUGGCACGUGAUGACUCUUUGAGGGUGUACUGGCGACAUCCUACUGGAGAUUUUGACUUUUACCAGAUUGUCGUUAAACACAACAACAUGAUCCAACACAACACCACAGUCACACAGUACCAGGAUGAGUGUGUGUUCACUGACCUUGUCCCGGGACGACUGUACACCGUCAUCAUCAUCACUUGGAGCGGCAAGUACGAAGCCAGUGUGUCUACCCAUGGGAGAACACUCCCAGGUGGUGUGCGCAACCUGACAUUGUUGUCUCAGGGGACACAGGAGCUGGGCGUGGCGUGGGCACCAGCUAUUGGUGAUGUGGAUCAUUAUGAGGUUCAGAUUGUGUUUAAUGAUAUGAAGGUGUUUCACCCCAUCACUCUGAGCAGCAGUACGACUCAGCAUGUCCUCUCACUACUCACGCCUGGACGCCUCUACAAGAUCAUCGUGUCCACCUUCAGCGGUCCCAAUCUCAGUACACGCUUCAUUGAAGGGAGGACAGUCCCGAGUAAAGUGAAGAACAUCCAUGUCAGUAAUGUAGAGGAGACAUCAGGUCUGCGUGUGAGCUGGACUCCAUCUCAGGGUGACGUGGACAGUUACUGUGUGUAUCUGAUUGGUCCAGGCAGAGUCAUGGAGAAAUGCCCCACCCCCAAACACAUAAAUGAGAUUACCUUUAGCUCAUUACAGCCUGGAGAACAAUACAGCAUUCAAGUGCAGACAGUCAGUGGGAAUUUACACAACAACAACACUGUCACUGCACGUACAGUGCCUUCCCCAGUGGUGUCAGUGCAUGUGGACAGUGGUGUGAGUCUCAGCAGUGUGAUUGUGAGGUGGCGUAUGGGGCAAGGUGUGUGUGAUGGGUUCAAUGUGUUGCUGCAGGAUGAGAGAAGGUUGGUAUUGAGGAAUGUCACACUACCACCUGUCUCACUGCAGCACGAGUUCACACAGCUCACCCCAGGCAGGAAGUACCACAUCCUAAUACACUCACUGAGUGGGGGGAUACAGAGCAGAGUGUCCAUCACAUACACACGCACACUCCCAGCUCCAGUCGCCGGUCUGUCCAUCCUGAACUGCUCCUCCUCAUCCCUGUCUCUUGGCUGGUCUCGGCCUAUGGGGGACUUUGACAGCUUUGUGGUUUACCUGUACGGAAAUGACAGCUCUCCGCAGUGCAGUGGAGGAACGAAUAUGAUGAGCUGCUCCUUCUCUCACCUGAGACCUGGAACUGAGUACAGAGCCAUAGUUCUGACAAAGAGCGCAGAACUCAGCAACAAAAACAUCAUCCAUGUCCGCACAGUGCCAGCAGCCGUGUCCUCAGUGUGUGUGGAGAGCAAGAACAGGACAGACACUCUGCUUGUGAGCUGGAAACCUGCUGCAGGUGAAGUAAGCGGAUACACAGUCAGCCUGUAUGACUCGAAUCAAUCCCAGCAUGCCAAGCAACAGCUGAGCUCUGACAUCACACAGCUGGAGUUCCAUGGCCUCGUACCUGGACGUCUCUACUUUGCCAACAUCACCACACACAGCGCUAACCUCUCCAACAUGGCUACCUCAAUCGGCAGGACUGCUCCAAAGCCACCAUCAUUGUUCUCUUCUGGGGGUGUGAACAACACGUCAGUGGAGGUGAAGUGGGCGUUGCCAGAUGGAUCUGAUUAUGAUGACUUUGACCUGCAGUGGUCUCCAGGAGAUGCCCUCUCAGUGAUUAACCCCUAUCAGAGCACCACAUCAGGCAGCCGCCUUCUGAAGGGCCUGUACCCCGGACGACUGUACACACUCAGCCUCCGCACCAUCAGUCGUGCAGGAGGACACGCUGCAUACAGCCAACAUGUCUACAUACACAUCCGCACCAAGCCUCAGCGGAUCUCCAGUCUACACUGUCGGCCGUUGAACUCGUCUGCAGUUUUGUGUUCGUGGAGCCCUCCACAGGCUGAUUUUGACCUGUACAAGGUGGAUUGUUUCCGUCAGGACUCGGGUGUGUUGGUGAACUCCAGCCGAACACCACGCAACUCCACACUGUACCACAUCACCAACCUGGAACCUCACAAACGCUACAGAAUCUCCAUUCAAGUCAUCUCCGACACCAUGGCCAGCGACGCAGCUGAGCAGGGCACUAUCACCAUGAUUGACCGCCCCCCACUGCCCCCCCUCACCAGCCGGGUCAGUAAGAGCACCGCCCACAUCACUAAGUCGUCCAUCUUCUUCCGUUUCAACUGCAGCUGGUUCAGUGAUGCUAACGGAGCAAUCCAGUACUUCAGCAUCAUUGUAACAGAGUCUGACAAGAGUGAGGAUGUUCAGCCUGAACAGCGCUACCCACUGCCCUCGUACAGAGAUUACAUUAAUAACACAUCAGUGAAGGUGUAUCAGACAGGAUAUUUCCCCAGCAGUUGUGACAAUGUACUCGGGGACUCUACACACACUUUCAACAUCACACUGGGUUCAGGCAUGGAUACUCUCGGAGGGAAGUGUGAACACACACCCAUACACACACUCAGCACAGACACAGAGCAUGGUGUGUACUGUGAUGGCCCUCUGAAACCCAACACUGCCUACAGAUUAAGUGUGCGAGCAUUCACACAGCUGGUUACAUCUCCUCUCUAUAGAGAUACGUUUUUCUCGCUGCCUUUAGUCACAGACCCAGAGCCUCUAGGGGGUGUGAUUGAGGGAGUAAGUGCAGGACUCUUCCUCAUCAUCUCAGUGGUGGGAAUCAUCAUCAUUCUCAUCUGUAGGCACAAAACACACAAAGUUGUACAGGAGCCAAUGGUGAGGAUGAAUGUCAGGAGAGAAAGAACGAUGUCAAUCUCAAGAAUCAGAGGGAAUCGACGCAUUUCAAGUCCGAUUAACAUUUUAACCUUCGAAGUUCAUCUCAAUAAACUGCAGGCCGACUCCAACUACCUGCUGUCUCAGGAAUACGAGGAUCUGAAGGAAGUGGGUCGGAAUCAGCCUCUGGACACGGCGUUACUGCUGGAAAACCGAGGAAAAAACCGAUACAAUAACAUCCUACCCUAUGAUUCAACUCGUGUGAAACUGUCCUGUGUGGAUGAUGAUCCGAGUUCAGACUACAUCAAUGCCAGCUACAUUCCUGGCAGUCAUUUUAGGCGUGAGUACAUCGCCACACAGGGACCACUUCCUGGGACUAAAGAUGAUUUCUGGAAAAUGGUUUGGGAGCAGAAUGUCCAUAACGUUGUCAUGUUGACGCAAUGUGUGGAAAAAGGACGGGUGAAAUGCGACCACUACUGGCCAUUUGAUCAGGACCCACUGUAUUAUGGAGAUCUGAUUGUGCGGAUGCAGUCCGAGUCAGUUCUACCUGAGUGGACCAUCCGAGAGUUUAAGAUCUGCAGUGAGGAUCAGCUGAAUUACUCUAGAACUGUCCGACAGUUCCACUAUACUGUGUGGCCUGAUCAUGGAGUUCCUGAAUGUACUCAGUCUCUAGUGCAGUUUGUUCGCACUGUGAGAGAUUACAUCAACAGAACCCCGGGUUCUGGACCUUCUGUCAUCCACUGCAGUGCUGGAGUAGGCCGUACCGGAACCUUUAUUGUCCUGGACCGGGUUCUGCAGCAGCUAAACACUAAAGACACAGUGGACGUUUAUGGUGCUGUGUUUGACCUGAGACUGCAUCGAUCACACAUGGUGCAGACUGAGAGUCAGUACAUGUACCUGCACCAGUGUGUACGUGAUGUUCUUCGUGCGAGAAUGUUACGUAGUAAGCAGGAGAACCCACAGUAUCCUGUCUAUGAGAACGUGGCUCCGGAGAACCACUGGGACAGAGCACACAUGCGGCGUUAAACAAAACUGCAUGGGGCGGAAAGAAGACUUCUCUUUCGGAGCACUGAAUUCUGAAUGAAAUGUAUAUUAACUUUAUUUUUAUAUAGCAUGUGUAAGUAUGUUAGAAACACUGUGUAUACUGUUUAUAAAUCUCGUACUUAAGCUACUGUACAGGACCAAGUGAAUGUUAACAAAGACUUAUUGCAGCAUUUUUAUUGUAAGGUUCAUUUUUGUAAAAAAAAAAAAAUGAUUUUUAGAAAUUUUAGAAAUUUGGUUUGCCAUCUCCACAGUGUCACAGGUGAUUAGCGUUAAGCUAUUCAUAGAGUGAAUACACACACAUUUAUAUAUAUAUAUAUACACUAUAUUGCCAAAAGUAUUCGCUCACCCAUCCAAAUAAUCAGAAUCAGGUGUUCCAAUCACUUCCAUGGCCACAGGUGUAUAAAAUCAAGCACCUAGGCAUGCAGACUGUUUUUACAAACAUUUGUGAAAGAAUGGGUCGCUCUCAGGAGCUCAGUGAAUUCCAGCGUGGAACUGUGAUAGGAUGCCACCUGUACAACAAAUCCAGUCGUGAAAUUUCUUCGCUCCUAAAUAUUCUAAUUAUAAUUAUAUUAUUCUAAUAAUAACUGUCAGCUGUAUUAUAAGAACGUGGAAGUGUUUGGGAACGACAGCAACUCAGCCACAAAGUGGUAGGCCACGUAAACUGAUGGAGCGGGGUCAGCGGAUGCUGAGGCACAUAGUGCGAAGAGGUCGCCAACUUUCUGCAGAGUCAAUCGUUACAGACCUCCAAACUUCAUGUGGCCUUCAGAUUAGCUCAAGAACAGUGCGCAGUGAGCUUCAUGGAAUGGGUUUCCAUGGCCGAGCAGCUGCAUCCAAGCCAUACAUCACCAAGUGCAAUGCAAAGCGUCGGAUGCAGUGGUGUAAAGCACGCCGCCACUGAACUCUAGAGCAGUGGAGACGCAUUCUCUGGAGUGACGAAUCGCGCUUCUCCAUCUGGCAAUCUGAUGGACGAGUCUGGGUUUGGCGGUUGCCAGGAGAACGGUACUUGUCUGACUGCAUUGUGCCAAGUGUAAAGUUUGGUGGAGGGGGGAUUAUGGUGUGGGGUUGUUUUUCAGGAGCUGGGCUUGGCCCCUUAGUUCCAGUGAAAGGAACUCUGAAUGCUUCAGCAUACCAAGACAUUUUGGACAAUUCCAUGCUCCCAACUUUGUGGGAACAGUUUGGAGCUGGCCCCUUCCUCUUCCAACAUGACUGUGCACCAGUGACCAAAGCAAGGUCCAUAAAGACAUGGAUGACAGAGUCUGGUGUGGUUGAACUUGACUGGCCUACACAGAGUCCUGACCUCAACCCGACAGAACACCUUUGGGAUGAAUUAGAGCGGAGACUGAGAGCCAGACCUUCUCGUCCAACAUCAGUGUGUGACCUCACAAAUGUGCUUCUGGAAGAAUGGUCAAAAAUUCCCAUAAACACACUCCUAAACCUUGUGGACAGCCUUCCCAGAAGAGUUGAAGCUGUUAUAGCUGCAAAGGGUGGACCGACGUCAUAUUGAACCCUGUGGAUUAGGAAUGGGAUGUCACUUAAGUUCAUAUGCGAGUCAAGGCAGGUGAGCGAAUACUUUUGACAAUAUAGUGUAUAUAUAUAUAUAUAUAUAUAUAUAUAUAUAUAUAUAUAGCGAGAGAGAGAGAGAGAGAGAGAGAGAGAAUAAAGUUUAUACUUCAGCUCUGUUUCUGAACAUGUGAAAAAUUGUGGAUCGCAAAAGUCAGAGAGUGUUUCAAUGGAACUAAAAGUAAAAACACGUAAACAACAACAAAAAAGAACCUUGAGAGAAUUUCUUUAUGAUCCCUGUCAGGAGGUGCUAGAGUACAAACAUGUACAAACAAAUCGAACAAAACCGUUAAGGCCAGAGACAACAAAAGCUUGAUGGUGAAACUACGGUGGCCGAGAAGUACAAAACGAAAUAAUCAGAAAAGACAACAACAAUUCAGACAAACCGGAAAAGGUUUACGAAUGGAAUCCUUACUGCUGAUUGGACGAGACAUCUGUCACUCAAGAUCUACAGGAAGCGCAGCAGUGGAUUAGUGUGUGUAUGAAAGCAGCUCUGUUGCAUAACUGUUGGUGCUGAUUCAGUAGAAGGAGACAGGUGAGAGUGAUCCGGUAAAAUGGUGCAGUUGAAUGACAAUCCCUAACUUGUGAUUAUUACACCUCAGUGACGCAGGUCCACGGAGAUUUAGUUCUUGGUUUUGAAUAAUUUGCUGGGGGUUUCUUCGUCUGUUGCCAUGCAAACAAUACACUUUUCUUCUUUUUUAUCAAUAAUUUCUGUGCUAUUUUUGAUUUAUUUUUCACUUUCCUUUCUGUUGCAUUUUUAUUAUUAUUUUUUUUAAAGAAUUCUUUUGUUUUGGUCUGAAAACAACCAGUGGAAGCAAGUCUUCAUCUAAGGUACUUUAUAAACACUGACAGCAAACCAUCAGCAUGUCCAGUGUGUAAGCUGCAUGAUGUUUGGUAAUUCUUCCUCCAUCAUUAGUAGUGGUUGUUAUGUGUAUAUUAGUGAGUUCUCUGACAGAGGAGAUUGUAGCAUUAGAAGUCUAGAUGCUAGCCAGGGUUAGUGAGAGUGAGAACAGUGGAGUUCCUAUAGGGGAAAGUCUGGAUGCCUUCGGCAAAGUGAAUGGGUGAUGACAAAGCUAACGCUAAGGCUCACCUGCUGAGAAACCUGAAAGGGCUCUGGUUAUAGGAGACUCUAUCUUAAGGCAUGUGAAAGUAAAUAUAGCUUUAUAGGCUUCAUACACUGGCUAGGUGUAUACCAAGAGCCAAGCAAAGGACAGAGCAGGUCAUCUUAUAGUCCUAGGCAAGAACAGGUUCUCAAAGUUUUUCUCUUAGAAGCUAAUGAUAUGCGAUAUUUUCCUCCUAUAUACAAACCCUCCUAAUAUUAAACACGAUUUGUAAAUCUUGCAUUCUAAUGAACAUCAACCCAAACCCCUGAUACUGACUUCUGAAUAUAAGCAAAACAUUAAAUUCAGUUGUAUUAUUUACAGUGUAUGAAUUAUUAACUGUUCUGCAGAAUAAAUUGAAUGAAAUUA